This is a messenger RNA of Camellia sinensis, 505 nucleotides long. NCBI's taxonomy places the organism in Eukaryota, Viridiplantae, Streptophyta, Magnoliopsida, Ericales, Theaceae. The record is from RefSeq and is a predicted model, not a curated record.
GGCAACAGCCAAUGUAUCACCUCAAUUAUGGCAACCAUCAAGUGGCAUUUUGAUGACCAAUGAUGUUGUUGACACCAACCCUGAGGAUGCUGUACCCUGUUUUGCUUUGUCCAAAAAUGAUUCUUAUGUGAUGUCUGCGUCGGGAGGAAAGAUUUCUCUAUUCAAUAUGAUGACAUUUAAGACAAUGACAACUUUCAUGCCUCCACCACCUGCAGCAACGUUUCUUGCAUUUCAUCCUCAAGAUAACAAUAUCAUUGCUAUUGGCAUGGAUGAUUCAACAAUCCAGAUAUACAAUGUCCGUGUAGAUGAGGUCAAAAGCAAGCUUAAAGGUCAUUCUAAAAGAAUUACUGGCCUUGCCUUCUCUCAUGUGCUUAAUGUGUUAGUUUCAUCCGGAGCAGAUGCUCAGGUUAGCAACUUCUUCAAUAUUAAGUCUGUCAAGAGUUGUAAUGGCUACUAUAUUUCCGUUGUUUUAAUAGUAUUAGAUUGCUAGCUGAUAGCCCCCUCA